UUUGGCUGUGUUAUUCAGCUUCUCUGAAGCAUACUUAUGAAGUCUCUUUCUUAAUGUUGUGCAGGCUUGCAGGACUUGCUUUUAUGUUUUCAGCGAGCAUCUUGCUACAGGUUCUGGCUUGUGCAUUAUACAACAAUUGGUGGCCUAUGUUGUCUGCUCUCAUGUACGUCCUGGUACCGAUGCCUUGUCUAUUCUUUGGUGGUGGUUCUACUCAGGUUUUAUUUACGAGGGAGAGUGAUGGGUGGAUAAAUGCUGCUAAGUUUUUGACUGGGGCAUCAACUGUGGGGAGCCUAGCCAUUCCUAUAAUUCUUAGGCACGCUCAUAUGAUUGAGACAUCUGCUAUGUGGAUCGAAUUCGUAUCAUUCUUCAUAUUUGUGUGCACUGUCAUGUGUUUCCAUCGUGCCAGCCUCGAAGACGAGUGGUGAUGACAUAAACACAUCCAAGGUUUUACACUGGCUGGCAAUAACUGGGGCCAACAGCAAUGUAGUCCACGUGUCUAACAACUGCAAGAAGUAUGAUCUGCAUACAAUGGGAAAGCAAUAGAACUUCCCCUUUUGUAAAUCUGUUUAUGUAUAUGUUCAAAGGCAUUUUGACUAAUUUGUCCGUUCACUAGAUUUGGGAACAGCAUUAGGUUCUUGUUUAUUGUGGGAUUCAGUGUGUAUUAUAUAGUUUAGCUUUGGAAGUAACUAUUCAUACAAUGUGUAUCAUAUAUAACAUAAUUUACCAAAGCAUUAUGUAAUAUCUAUUUGGAAAUUAAGAA
This is a messenger RNA of Rosa rugosa (rugosa rose), 760 nucleotides long. Its product is annotated as vacuolar protein sorting-associated protein 55 homolog. Gene Ontology annotation, cellular component: endosome. NCBI's taxonomy places the organism in Eukaryota, Viridiplantae, Streptophyta, Magnoliopsida, Rosales, Rosaceae. The record is from RefSeq and is a predicted model, not a curated record. Bases 54 to 425 code for a protein of 123 amino acids. Gene Ontology annotation, biological process: late endosome to vacuole transport via multivesicular body sorting pathway. The transcript is spliced from 4 exons.